Molecule: messenger RNA, 1707 nt
Organism: Trichosurus vulpecula (common brushtail)
Lineage: Eukaryota; Metazoa; Chordata; Mammalia; Diprotodontia; Phalangeridae
Gene: GLMP
Product: glycosylated lysosomal membrane protein
Exons: 6
Coding region: 61-1257 (398 amino acids)
Cellular component (GO): lysosome
Source: RefSeq, a predicted model, not a curated record
CACGUGACGUGAACUUCUUCCUAGCUCUGAGCCCCGGCGGCUGCGGCUGCGGCGGGCAGCAUGUUCUGGGAGCGCCCCCAGGCCCGGAGGGUCCCUGCCUCCCGCCGCUCUCUGCUCCUCCUCCAGUGCCUGCUGCUUCUCCGAGCCCCCGCCGGCUUGCUUGGGGACCAGACCCGCCGGGUGUCCCUAGAGGUUAUCCCAUGGCGGACAGCCCUCCCGCAAAACCUGUUGCACAUCCGGGCCGUGGGAGCCAACUCUACAAUUCACUACCUCUGGAGCAGCCUGGGACCCCCAGCCGUGCUUUUUGUGGCCACAGACACUCCUCACAGUGUCCUCAGCGUCAACUGGAGCUGCCUGGCUGUGCUCCCUGCUGAGAGUGUUCGAUUUUCCUCAGCCCUCAUCUUCCCCAGGCUGUUUGAGUUUGACAGUACCAACAGUUCAGAAGUAAAGGAUGGGUCCCCAGGAAAGCCUUACCCACCCUACCUGCUGGCCAACUUCUCCUGGGACGAUAUCAACAGCACACUAGACCCCACUAAGCUGAGUGCAACACUCCAAGGUUGUCCUUCAAAGGAUCCCUCGGGGGCCUUCAGCAAUGGCAGCCUGGCUUUCAAGGUUCAAGCUUUCUCCAGUUCAGGUCGUCCAGACCAUCUGCCUCGACUCUUGCAUACAGCAGAUACCUCCCAGCUAGAAGUGGUUCUGUCUGGGGUUGUCCCACAGGGGAACCACUCCCUUUUUGGGCUGGAGGUGGCAACCCCAGCUUUGGAUUCAGAGUGUCCCCAGCUGAAGAAGCUGGAUUCCAUUGAUGAUGAAUAUUGCCCUUCAGUCUUCCAGUUGGAUCAGCUACUGUGGCGUUCCCCACCAGAAGGCUUCUUACAGUGGCGGCCAAUAGCCUUCUCACAGAAGCAACCAGCUUGGAAAACAGCCCUGCCUUGCCGAGUAUCACCUCCUGCUCCCACCUUGUCUACCCUACUUCCCCAGUUACCUAUUGUCAGAGCCUUCUUCGGCCCCUCCGUUAACUUCUGCACCUUCAACCUGACAUUUGGAGACUCUACUGGUCCUGCCUACGAGGACCAGCGCUACCUCAGUUGGUCAGCUGUCUUGGGCAUAGGAAUCCCCACAAUGGAUUCCUUCUCACCUCUGGUCCUAGGAAUCAUGGCAGUGGUUAUGGGACUCCCUGCACUUCUGCUAGUAGGAGGUGGCCUGAGCCUUCUACUAAUACGACAUAGGCGCUACUCAGAGUAUGAACCAAUCAACUGAGGUCCUUACCUCCUCACAGGUGCAUUUCCAGAUCCUCCUCCCUGUACCACACUAGGGUGAAAACAAGGAUAUACCUUGGAAGAAAGAAGAGAGGACAUCAUGCCUCCUCUUCCUCUGUUUCUGGGCCCUGGCCUUCAUUUUAAUGCCAAUAUCCCUGAUUCCUUUCCUUUUUUUAACAGAACCUUCAAACCUCAGUCUCUUCAGGGCUCCCCUGGGCAACGGGACAGCAGGAGAACCAGUUAAUCAUGAAAGGGGGAUGGGGCACCUAACUUCCAACCUUCAUAUUGACCUUCUUGAAUCCCUUUCUCCCCACCUCACCCCCAUUCUUUCCUAGUAUUUGGGUUGGGUAUGUGAGACUUAUACCAGGAUCAAAGCCUUAAGAAGCCUAGCCCCCAAUCUUUGGGUUCCUAGAAGGGUGAAGAUGAAAUAUAUACUUAUUUUUUCACCAUG